Messenger RNA from Peniophora sp. CBMAI 1063, 561 nucleotides. NCBI's taxonomy places the organism in Eukaryota, Fungi, Basidiomycota, Agaricomycetes, Russulales, Peniophoraceae. The record is from the annotation of a GenBank genome assembly.
AUGUUCAAGUCCGCUGUCCUUUCGCUCGCGCUCGUCGCCGGCUCGGCCUCUGCCAUCACCAUCAAGUUCGUCAACCAGUGCUCGUACACUGUCUGGCCCGCUGUCGGUGCCGCACCCUACGGCAGCCCGGACAGCUCUAUUGCGUACGGUACCACCCUCGGCGCUGGUGGCUCUGCCAGCUUCGCGGUCUCUGACACCGCCAUCGGCAUUCGCUCUUGGGGUCGUACUGGCUGUGACGGCUCUGGCGCAAACUGCGCAACUGGUGCUUGCAACGGCGGCCUUGUCUGCAACGACGCCGGUAUCACCUCCGGUGUCAUCCUCGGCGAGUACGGCUACGGUGACUUCGGCUCCUGCUGUGGUGGCCAGAGGACUUCGUGGGACUUGAGCAUCGUCUCUGCCUCCUUGAACAUCCCCACCAAGCUCACCUCUUCCGACGGCCAGAGCGUGCAAUGCACUGGCACGCCGUGCGACGCCUCGCAGGUGUACACCUACACUGACGACUACGCCGCGGACCGCAACUCCGCUCUCGGCCAGACCUACACGCACACUUUCUGCCCUUGA